This is a messenger RNA of Saccharomyces eubayanus, 78 nucleotides long. It is a transcript of the gene RPL31B, whose product is annotated as 60S ribosomal protein eL31 RPL31B. The record is from RefSeq and is a predicted model, not a curated record. The transcript is spliced from 2 exons. Lineage: Eukaryota; Fungi; Ascomycota; Saccharomycetes; Saccharomycetales; Saccharomycetaceae. The coding region runs from base 1 to 78 and encodes 25 amino acids.
AUGGCCGGUUUAAAAGACGUUGUCACUCGUGAAUACACUAUCAACUUACACAAAAGACACAAUUCUGAAUUGAAAUGA